This is a messenger RNA of Monomorium pharaonis (pharaoh ant), 4276 nucleotides long. It is a transcript of the gene PPP4R2r, whose product is annotated as cell wall protein DAN4. The coding region runs from base 341 to 2725 and encodes 794 amino acids. The transcript has a single exon. The record is from RefSeq and is a predicted model, not a curated record. Lineage: Eukaryota; Metazoa; Arthropoda; Insecta; Hymenoptera; Formicidae. Gene Ontology annotation, cellular component: nucleus; cytoplasm; protein phosphatase 4 complex. Gene Ontology annotation, molecular function: protein phosphatase regulator activity. Gene Ontology annotation, biological process: protein dephosphorylation.
ACCCCUGAACGCAGCCAAUAUCGGAAGGACAACAACCCUGAACAAUCCUCGCGCGAUAGCUGCUUGGUGAUCCGCGACGCGCAUCGGUUGGCAGCCCUGACGUUCUUAUUGUUGCUGUUUUGUGAGGCCGGUGUGUUUGCUAGUUUACGUUUUUGGUUCGUUGGUUGUUUCCCUCCGCGCGCGGAACCGAUCCCACACGGCGAUUGUGCAUCGGAUUUUUACGCGGCGCGUCUUGUUGAUCAAAAACAAUCGGGAUAAUUGAGAGAAGACACGGGAGACUCGUCGGUGGUGGUGGUGGCGGUGGUGGUUGUCGGCGGCGGCGGCGGAGGAGAAGAAGAAAAUGGAAAAUCUGGAGGAGGUGUUGCAGGCGCUUGACGAGUUCCAGAAGAUGCGGCCGUCGGUGAUCCCGCAGGAGCUCGAGGACUACUUGUGCUGGGUCGCUAAGACCGGCGACCCGGUAUACCAGUGGCCGCUGAUCAAGACCCUCGUCCGGGAGAAGCUUACGCGCGUGAUGACGGACUUCUACGAGAGCUGCCCGACGCUGGAUCUCGCGCCCUGUCCCAAUGUCGAGCACUUCAACUACGACACGAUGAAGAGUAACCUGCUCGAGCGGCUGGAGUCGUUCGUAAACGCACCGUUCACCGUUCAGCGAAUAUGCGAGCUGCUGACGGCACCACGCAAGGAGUACAAUCGCGUCGACAAGUUCAUGCGCGCGAUCGAGAAGAAUAUUCUGGUGGUGUCGACGCGCGAGCCGGGGCCGAUUACCAGACGCGGCGAGACGGGCGACGGGAUGGUGAACGGAUCCGUGGAGGAGGACGCGGCAGCCUCCGUCACGCAGCAACAACCGCCACCGCCGUCGCCGUCGCAACCUCCUUCCUCGCAGCAGCCGACGACGCCACCACAGACGUCGGCGCAGCAGCCGGCCGUGCAGCCGCCAACCUCGCAGGACGUCGAGAUGGAGUACUGGGAGAAGGACUGCGGUUCUACUGUUACGAUCAGCGUGCAUACCGCUGUCGAGAACGAGCCGCCACCGUCGCUCCUGCACACCGGAGUAAUACCAGCGACCGCUGACUCCGCCUUGGCCAAGAAUCUCUUCGCGGACGAGUCCGUGCGGGAGAAGAUCGAACAGGUUGCCGCCUCCAGAACGGAUCUUGCGACAACCAACUAUAUCACCUCUGUCUCAGAGUUUUCCACCAUAUCGAAUUUAAAUUUGCAGCCGCACGCAAGCUCGCCGGUGUCAGCGACGGAGCCCAUCGCGACCGCAGUUCCUGUGGUGCAAAGUCUACCGGUCCUUUCGGGGGCGGCCAUCCCCGACGACUCGACGACGGCUCCGGGUGCCGACAUAGCGGUGGCGAUCGCGAUGAACGAGGACGCAGCCAGUUCCCAGCCCAAUUUAGACAUAGAGAACGAAGAGAUUGAAACCGCGGCGACGGCGAGCGACACCGCAGCGACGUCCACGACGACGGCAGCUGCCACGGUGACGACGACGACAACAACGACGGCGGCAUCGACGACAUCGACAUCGGCGGCGGCGACGACGACGGUGACCGUGGUAGCAACGGUAAUCCCGCUGACAACGGACACCACGCGGAAGCUGCAGGCCGCUUUCCAGGCGAAACGCUUCGAGUCUGACGACGACAAGUGUACGGAUCAGACUUCCAGUGAGAAACCGAUGAUGGAUCCGUCAACCUUGGUCGGCGGCACGGAGGAGGAGCUUGAGCAUCUCGUGAAGAAUGAGGAGGCGAGCCUGACCAAUUCGAGUUCCGAGCGUUUAGAUCUUAAUGAGAUGUCGCGCGACGAAAGUAGAUUAACUGAAAGUUUAUUACAGACGGACGUCGAGAUGAGACCUGACACUCUGGCAGACAGUAAUGCCAGGAGCGUCGCUCCCGAGGAGGAGAGGGCUCCAGACAAAUCGAGCGAGGAGAAGGGACGGGCGUCGAUCCUCGAGGAUAUGGAGGACGAGGAGAACUUGCGUUCUUCCACGAGCGACCAGACGAACGCGACGGCAUUUGUUGAGUCCGAGGAGAAGGACUGUGGCACGGCCACGUCGUCCGACGAACGCACGAGCGUGGUUAUCGUAUCCAGCAGCGAGACGUUAUACAAAACGGAUAAACCCAUAGAGAUACAUUCGACGGUUUCCUCUUCGGAAACGUGUUUUGUACGCGACCAGCAGCCUGUAAACCAGAAAGCAGAGAAUACGGAGGAGGUGGAUACAGUUCUCGAGGCCAUUCCUGCGGUAGCAUCUUCCAACAGCAACACCAAUGGGCGAGAAGAAGCAGUGCAGGAGCAGCCCGAGAUUAACGACGAUAACUUGAAUAUUAUGGAAAUUUCCAACGACAAAAUAGCUCUCGUCGAGUCCAUGGUGUCCACGGAUUCAAUAGGCAUCAUAGAGAAAUCUAAGGAAGUAGCGUCUGUAAUCGAAAAACUCGAUCCCAUCUCGCCUGCUAUCGUCGAAACGACGGAGGGCUCCGACAACAUUGUCAGUUGUCGAUCGCCAGAGGACGAUAAACUAACGGACAUUCAGGACGACAGUUUAGCAAAUUUACAGGGCAAUAAGGCGUGCGUCACGAUAAAAGGGAACCAAUCUUCUGUUAUAGAGAGUAUAGCAUGUAGAAGGGAAUCGAUGGAAUUAAUGGAGGUCGAUGACGACGAAGAGUCACUGUCGACGUUUCAACAGGAUGAACCUAUGGAGCACGAAACAAUGGAGGAGCUAUCAAAAAGUUAAUCCUAACUUAUCUAAAUUGGUCACAUGUUUCUCCUUCUUUGUUUUGAUAUCUAUUCUUAAGAUAGAUGUCGUGGAGUACGAAUACGUAAAUAUCUUUGUGCAUAAACGAGAUGCUUACAAGAUACUUGUGACGCAGUAUAUAAAAAAAUAUAUAAAUAUAUAUAAAUAAUUUCUAUAAUUGGUAAUUACGAAUCAUUAGAUUUGAACAGACGUGAGCAGACGUCAGGCGAUGCUCAAUGAAAUUCUUGACAUUCUAUCUUAAAUAUUAAUUCCUGCUUUAUUUAUUUUGGAUUCAUUGUUAGACUGAAUAAGCCUCUGGUAUUUACUUACAAGGAGAUCCAUCGAAAAAAAAGUGAAUUUUCUAUAACUCUUGAAGGGAAAAGAACACUGCCUACUGCUAAAAAAAAGAAUUUGUAACACUGAAACCGCUUGUAUAGAAGUCAGAUUUGGUAAACAUUUCAAUACAAAUUUAUACAAUAUCCAUGGAUAUCAUCUGCUUAGAAUAAGGUUGUGCCUAUAAUUUAUAAUGUACAUUGCAUAUUGGUCAGGUCAGGUUUAUAUUUAAUGGGUAAAUUUUUAAAUAAUAAAGUAUGAGUAUACAUAGAUUUGUGCAAUCUUUCACAAUUGGGGGUAAUGAAACAGCUUUGUUCUUGAUCACAGCCUUAUACUAAGUUCCGAUUAAAUUUCAAAAUAUAUAAUAUCGAAAGAACCACUUACUUUCGAGAAUAUGUUCGAGAUUAUUAACUCAAGACAUGUUCCUUAUAAAAACUUUUUACAGUAUAUAACAUUUGGAAACAAUGUUGUUUCGAAUUAUCCUUUAAAGCUAUCCAUUUACACUAAUAUGCAGCUUUAUUUUAAACUUGGUUUAAUUUAUUUUUCAUCUUUUCCAAAUUUUUAGAAAAAGAUGAAGAAAGAUAUUAAAUAGAAUUUGAAGUUAAGCUAUAUUGGUGUAAACAGAUUUGAAUCUGCUAAAAUUGUGUAAAACUAACUUAAAAUUAAUUAUUUCGAAUAUAUCGUUUAUAAUUAGUGUUUCAAAUUAAUUUUAUGAUUUCUAUUAUCACAUUAGUAGGCAAGAAUUUUUCUUUUUUUUACAAUUGUUUGCUAUAUAAAAGAGAAAAACUCUUUAGUGGAGCAAAAAAACUAUGUUCUACAAAUUUAUGCGGCUUUUAAUGACAUUAGGUUUCUGGUUCCUUCCGUUUUCUAUGUUUAUUUUUGAACAAGUAAAAAAAUUUUAAAUCUAGUUAUACGAGAAUAAAUCUCAACGAAAAAUCUUAAAGUGGCCCAUUAUAAACUAAUAAAACCGAUUUUAUUGAAAAUCGAUCCAAGUUAGGACCCAUUAGCAUUAUGUCGAAUCGCUUACAGUUAUAUGUAUUUGCACAAAAUGUUCUCGAGCGAAUUCGAUGUGGUUCUACCGGAAACGUUAUUAGAAUAUUGUAGGAAUGGGAAUAUUAAUUUAAGAAUUAAUAUAGGUUAAUAAUCACAUAAUAUACGAAUGUGGAUAUCUAAGAAAAAAAUAGCUGUACAUUAUUUUAUAAAAAAAUAUAUAAAACU